Aspergillus nomiae NRRL 13137 is the source of this 993-nucleotide messenger RNA. RefSeq lists its product as uncharacterized. The record is from RefSeq and is a predicted model, not a curated record. NCBI's taxonomy places the organism in Eukaryota, Fungi, Ascomycota, Eurotiomycetes, Eurotiales, Aspergillaceae. The coding region runs from base 1 to 993 and encodes 330 amino acids. The transcript has a single exon.
AUGGUCCUCCUAACAUCCUCCACGGUCUCCGUCAUCCUCUCCUCGGGAGUGAUCUGCAUAUUCACCUUCGUCCUCUUCCUCUCCGGCUACGUCCUCCAGCAACAAUCCGUCCGCAGCAUCCAACACGCCAUCAAACCCCCGCAACCCCCAGACCCCAUCCACGGCCUCACCCACCAUGGAGCCAACACAAAACGCACACUCCUAGACAACAACGAUCACCCAGGCGGCAGCUAUGCCUACCUCCAGCUCCUCACCACGCCAGAUCCCUCCAACAUCUGCUCCGCAAUCCUCUUCUUCAAAACCCUCUCCACCAACAACACAGCAAUCCAAGACCGUCUCUUCAUGUACCCCCAAGAAUGGGACCAAACCCCACCCCACAAGCUCACCACCCAGGUCUCAACCGCCCUCUCCCUGCUGCGCACAGCCUCCCUGAAAUACAACAUCUGGCUGCUCCCCAUCGACAUGACAGCCGCCACCAGCGCCGGCUACGCCCCCACAGACACAAAGCUCCUCCGUCUCGGCCAGAUCCAGUUCAUGCAGUACGACUCUGUCCUCUACGUCCAAACACCCGGAUUGCUGCUUGACACGGCCAAAUUGGACGCCAUGCUUCUUUCCAGGCCGUUGCCCGGCAGACAUGAUAAGAACAGGCCCGACUCGUAUAACAACGAGGCCUGGAUUCCGAUGCCGCUUCGUCCGGAUCGCGAUGUGGCUCUCCCGCCUGUGUAUCUGGUGACUGUUAAUAAUGUGGGCGCGGGCCAGGUCGAGGCGCGUGGGCAUGUGCCGAAUGUCGCGUUGCCGGGGUUCGGGUCCUUGGCUACGGGGCCUUGGGGCGCAGAGAGGGAGGAGCAGCCUGGGUACGUUUUCUUUGAGCAUGAUGAGGACGGGCAUGUUUCUUGGGCGAGGAAUUCGUUGUUUGGACCUUGGAGGGCGGGGCAACAUGAUGUUUGUGAGGGGAUUGAUUUUGAUGAUGUGCAUGAUGAUCAUGGGCUAUGA